This is a messenger RNA of Mycena indigotica, 780 nucleotides long. Its product is annotated as F-box domain-containing protein. NCBI's taxonomy places the organism in Eukaryota, Fungi, Basidiomycota, Agaricomycetes, Agaricales, Mycenaceae. Gene Ontology annotation, cellular component: mitochondrial matrix. The record is from RefSeq and is a predicted model, not a curated record. Gene Ontology annotation, biological process: cytosolic ribosome assembly. Bases 1 to 780 code for a protein of 259 amino acids. The transcript has 7 exons.
AUGUUCUCCGCACGUCGUUCUCUCCGCCAGCUCGCCUCAACUUCUGCCCGUCUUUCGUUAAGGCAGCUGGCUGUCGCGCCCCUUCUUCCGCGCACCGCGCUCCAGGCGACUCGCUCAUUUUCAGCCACCAGUCGCGCUCUCAAAGCUGGAUCCUCGGAUAUCUCCCUUUCACAAAAGCUCUCAGAGGAACUGAAGUACGAGAAAGAGGCCGAAGAAGGGCAGGAGCCAGAAUUCGUGCGCGACUUCGCGUCGCAGGGUAUAUGGCAGAUCAAAGACACGCCUGGCGACAAUGAAAUUGUGCUGACCCGACAGUUUGGCAACGAGAGCAUUCGGCUCGUAUUCUCUGUUGCUGACCUGCAAAAUCAGGAACCAAAUGAGUUUGACGAGGAGGCAGGGGAGGAACGUCCGGAGGAGGAGGAGCAGCAACAGGAUAUCAUGCGUGCUGUUCUCACUAUCACCAAAUCGCCUACCAGUGGAGCGCUUGAGGUAGACAUGACCGCACAGAACGGCCAGUUCCUCGUCGAGAACGUUACGUUCUACCCCGACACGAAGCUGGGCCAAGACACCAGUGUCGAUGCUGAUUGGAAGCGUCGUGGGCUGUACCUGGGGCCUGAGUUCAGCACCCUUGACGUUACUCUCCAAGAGGAGUUCGAGAAAUACCUUGCCGAACGCGAUAUCGGCGAAUCCCUUGCACUGUUCAUUCCCGACUACGCUCAUCAUAAGGAACAGAAGGAGUAUGUUCGAUGGCUGAGCAACGUCCAGAAAUUUGUCGAUAUAUGA